This is a messenger RNA of Syngnathoides biaculeatus (alligator pipefish), 1449 nucleotides long. RefSeq names its product olfactomedin 4, tandem duplicate 1 (gene olfm4.1). Gene Ontology annotation, biological process: signal transduction. Lineage: Eukaryota; Metazoa; Chordata; Actinopteri; Syngnathiformes; Syngnathidae. The transcript has 5 exons. The record is from RefSeq and is a predicted model, not a curated record. The coding region runs from base 1 to 1449 and encodes 482 amino acids.
AUGAUUGCCCUUCUGUAUGCCUUUGCUCUAGUUGAGGCCACGCUAGCCUGGGGGGGUUUGAACCAAUGGCGUGAACUAAGUGCAAAUCCUGAGGCUGGAAGUGGGGGUGCAGACUCUUGCACUUGCGAUGCCUUCUUGCCAAGUUCUACCUUUCCAGUCGCGGAUUUAGUAGUAGUGGAGCAAGCAGCUGUGGAGAUCUCCCACAAGCUGGAUCUGGAGAUGGGCAAGAUUGAGGACUAUGAGAGUAAGAUGGCAGAAUAUGCAGAAAAGAUCAUUGAGCUGACGAGAGAAAUUGAGAUACUGGAAAAGAACCCUGAUGACAGCAAUGAUCCCACUUUGGAGAGCAUUGAGGUGAAGAUUAAACAAGUGGAGGCUCUAAUUCAGGAGCUGCAGCUUUCAUUCAAAAGCUCCACCAUCAUCUUCCAGUCUCUUCAUCAAGAAAUCACAGUUAUGGUGAAGACCCUUGACCAGCUGGAGAACACCCAUGACAAGCAUUUGGUCCUGCAGACCCGCCGAGAGUACAUCAAAAUCCAAAUGGAGCUAGAAGAGUGUGAGAGACGCCACCAAGAGAUAUUUAACCCCAACAUUGGUUCCUGCGAUCAUACAGGUAUCAUCAGGGUCAGCAAGCCUAUUGUGAGUCAACUUAAUGCCCAUCUGAGCACCUCUUCUGUAUAUGGAGGCUGGGGCAAAGAUACAAGGCCAAUUCGUGAUAGGGACUCUAUGUACUGGUUCUCUGGGGACUCCUCUGUGUACAUUGAUGAUAUUAGGUUCUACACAAAUUACAAAAAUCUGGUUUUAAGAAACCCUUUCCUGCAUCACACCAUAUCAAGUGCGUGGCAUGGUCUUGGCAGCAAUUAUAUAGUUCGUGACAACACACUGUAUUAUCAAAACUACAAUCCAUUUGGGCUGGCUAAAUAUAAUUUUACAAGCAUGAGUUAUGAAUCCAGGGUGAUUCCUGCGGCAAGCUCGACCUUUUCUUACGCCAACUACGCUUAUCAGAUCUUUGAUUUUGCUUCCGACGAGAACGGCCUUUGGGUGACGUAUGCCACGGAUGAGUCAGACGGCAAGAUGGUCCUUGCGAAAAUAAACGAAGAGUCUUUUGGGAUUGAGGAAAUGUGGCAGACCAGUGUCUACAAACCAGGCAUUAACAACAUUUUCAUGGUGUGUGGUGUUCUUUAUGCUGUCAGGACAGUUGACAUUCAAAAUGAGGAGAUAUUUUUCACGUUUGACACUAAAACCAAACAAGAGAAGUAUAUUAGUAUAACUUUCGAGCGUUUCCAGGAUAAGUAUUCUAACCUGGACUACAAUCCAACGGAUCAGAAGCUUUACAUGUACAGUAAUGGCUACUAUGUUAACUACCAUCUGUGGUUCAACCACACAGCUAAGGCAACAGUGGAACCCCCUUUGGCUUUAACCAAAAUCUCACAUGUAAAUGACCUAUCAGAAUGA